Molecule: messenger RNA, 2305 nt
Organism: Nilaparvata lugens (brown planthopper)
Lineage: Eukaryota; Metazoa; Arthropoda; Insecta; Hemiptera; Delphacidae
Product: venom carboxylesterase-6
Exons: 11
Coding region: 331-2199 (622 amino acids)
Source: RefSeq, a predicted model, not a curated record
AAAUUUAAUUGAAAAACUGUGCUAAGAUACUCCUCGAGCGUGCUUUACUGUUUUCAAUCAAAUUGGAUAGUUUCACACUGAACAGUAUCCAAAAAAGUGUGUUCUUGAAUUUAUUGUUCAUAGAUCUCAAAUCUGAAUAUAUCGUAGAGGAGGUACUGUAUAUACUGUGUAGGUACGUGGCGAAGCGUUUCUUUGGUCUAUGGACGUCUCAUUAUUAAUCAAUAGAGUCUUUUUUCUAAAAAACUCAAUUUCUCAAUCUUCCGCUCAACUUUGUUUGUUAUUUUUCCACCGAACAUUGUAUUCAAAUGAAACUGUAUCUCAGAUAUCGCGAUGAAAUGCAAAUUUCUGUUGGCUUUGGCGUUGAUGUUUUCAAAAUGGAGGCCAUCUGAGUGCCAGGAGGGAGACGUGAAGACCGAGGAAGAGUGGCUGGCCACCGAAGACCCUGACGACAUCCCUCCCCUGGAAGAGGUCAUAACAAUCGAGUUUGGCAGGGUGAGGGGCUUCGUCUACAAUGACUCCUUCCAGCACACACAUCAGUCAUUCACUAAUAUCCCCUAUGCUAAAGUACCGGUCGGAGAGCUUCGUUUUGAGCUUCCACAACCACCCAAAAACUGGGACCCUGAGAUUCGAGAUUGCACCGCUCCCAUCUGGAAGGCAUCCACACAAAAGCGCUGCAUCCAGUACCUCAACUGGAGGGUUGGCAAGAAGAUCAUCGGAUCAGAGGACUGUCUCUACCUUGACAUCAUUCGGAACGCGGAUAUUGAGCUAGAGUAUCAGUAUCGUGGGUACGCAGACUAUCAGGAUUCCAGAGAUGCGAACGUUGUCGUCACGUUGAACACAGGAACGUUCAUGUACGACAUUCCUCUGAGUCGUCAGCGCUUGGCACACAACCUCUGCUGUGGCUACACCAUUUUCGUAUUUGUCCGCUAUCGCCUGGGACCUUUUGGUUUCAUGACAACUAAGGAUGACAUCAUGCCAGCCAACCUGGGGAUGCAUGAUCAGAUAGCAGCCCUUAAGUUUGUGCAGAGGAACAUAGUCCAUUUCCACGGCGAACCUAAAAAGGUGACGUUGGUGGGGGCCUCAGCAGGGGCAGCUAGUGUGCACCUCCACAUGUUGUCAAGGCUGUCAGCAGGUCUGUUUAGCAAAGCAAUAUCGGUGAGCGGAAGUGCGCUGAACCCGUGGGCAGUUUCACAGUCAUCGGACAAGUUGACCAUUCUGUACGCCAAGAGACUGGAAUGUCCAGUUCCACCCGAGCACAGCAAAACUGAGAUGAGAGAUUGCCUCAAACAGAAACCAGCCAUUGAAAUCAUCGAACAAAAGAAUCUGGCUUUUACAUUCCGUAACUUGCCACUUAGUGCAUUUGGACCAACAGUGGAUAAUCAUUUCCUGCUGGCAGAACCUCAUAUCUUGAUGGCUGGUGGGUAUCACAGGCCCAUUCCCUGGCUCGUUAGCUACUGCGCAGAAGAGGGCAUCUUUCCCCUGUUUGAUUGGGUGGACCGCUACCCGUGGAGGAUAGUGGUUGAUCUCAAUUGGGAGGGACUAGCUCCUUAUCUGUUGCACUUUCAUGACACAAUGAAGGAGAGUGAGCAGACAAAUAUGUCUCAGUUGAUUGGGAAGCACUACCUUCACGAUGGAAAAUUUACUGACAGUCCCUCAAAUUUGUACAGGCUGAUUAAGAUGGCGAGCGACCGUCUGUUCAUACUUGGUAUAAGUGAGGCAGCUCGCCUACAGGCCAAAGCAUCUGACGCUAAGGUCUAUCUGUACGAGUUUUCCUAUAGAGGUGAAUUCGGUACAGAAUCUCUGCUAGCUGAAAAAGGAACACAAAAUAUACUUCGACAAGGAACUGGGCACAUAGAAGACUUCCUUAUUUACAUUAAUGGAUAUUCAACAGCCAAGUUAACCCAACCAGGAGAUAUACAAAUGAGACAAGCUCUUACCUGGAUCUGGUCGUCUUUUAUAGAGAAAGGCGUACCAGAACUGAUAACAUCCGACUCGGACCAAGCGGAAAGCCCAGAGGACGACGCCAACCUGGAGCUGAUACAUGCUCGAGAAGGAAUCUCUGACGAGCCCGAAUUCGUAGAGGAAAUCGCCUACACCAAAAUCAAAUACCAUGGCGACUACUCGUUUGAACGGUCCUCGCUCCUGGCAGAAAAACGAUUUUGGCGCAGUAUACCGACCAACGAUCUCGUGCCUAAAUAGAAAGAGUUCAAAACCUUCACAUCUAACUAUAAAGAAUAGGUUGACAAAGUUGAAAAGUGUAGCAAUAAACACAAAAACCAACCCAUUAAAUGUGAUAUUCAUUUAU